This is a messenger RNA of Eublepharis macularius, 2381 nucleotides long. RefSeq names its product RELT like 2 (gene RELL2). The record is from RefSeq and is a predicted model, not a curated record. NCBI's taxonomy places the organism in Eukaryota, Metazoa, Chordata, Lepidosauria, Squamata, Eublepharidae. Bases 1 to 1185 code for a protein of 394 amino acids. The transcript has 7 exons. Gene Ontology annotation, biological process: positive regulation of p38MAPK cascade; positive regulation of cell-substrate adhesion.
AUGUCGGAGGCGGCGGGCGCGCCGGAGGAGGAGGCGGCGGCGUCGGGGGCGCCGGGGGCGGCGGGCGGGCCGCCCGGCCUGCCGAUGCCCUUCCUGCUGGUGCUGGUCUUCUUCGCCAUGGGCCUGGGCGGCUUCCUCCUCUGCCGCGUGCUCAAGACGCGCGGCUACCGCUGCCGCACCUUCCGCGACGAGGCGGCCGCCGCGGAAGACCCGGAGGCGCGGGCGCAGCUGCACGACGGCGACGAUGAGGACGAGGAGCUGAACGAGGACACGGUGGAGAAGAUAGUGAAGUGCAUCAUUCAGAAUGAAGCAAAUGUGGCGGUCCUAAAGGAGAUGCUGCGGGAAGGCGAGGCUGAGCUGCCAGUGCCCGUACCCAUGCCGGUGCCCAUCCCCAUGCCCAGCCUCUGUCCCCAUCGCAACAGCCAAGAUGGCGGUGUGCCCCAUCACCACACGGUGCACCUGGGCUCGACGCAAGCCCCGUGCAUGCACUGCAGCCAGAAGAAGAGACACCCGCUGCAUCGUCAGGGCCGGUCCAAGGAGGGCAAGAGCAAGAUGCACCCUGGAGAGACCACGGUCUUCUCUGUUGGCAGAUUCCAUGUCACCCAUAUCGGGAAGAAACCUGCUUCCCACGGCUCACAGGGAGAGUCCCUUCCUGACAGCCAGCAAGAUCUUGGCCCUGGUGACCUGAAGCCUGAGACUCGGGAGGGGUCUCAGAACGGAACAGUCCCCGUGGAUCAGCCAGCAGGUGCUCUGAGGGACGGAGAGCCAAAGGAAGCCUGUAAAGAUGAGCCCGCCCAAGGAGAGAGUCUCUUGGAUGCAACGGCCAGUUUAGACGUUCCCAAGAAUGGACUGGAGAGGAAAAAGCACCACCAGGCAGGCUCACUGCAAGAGGCGGACCUCCUAGGUACUGCCGCAAGCAACACACGUGACCCACAGUUUUUGUGUCCUGCAGAGCUGUUUGUCUCAGAAGACCUGGACGAGGUGGAGAAGCUGGCUAAGAAAGCUCAUCCCUCUGAGGAUGAGCGUUUUCAAGGGGCAGCUAAUGACAUGUCAGGAAAUGAAAGCACUCAGGUUCUUCAAGGAGGUUCUCACCUAGAUCUACCUGGAAAUGAGGUCCAUAGAAUACAGAGUCUAGAGCAACAGGAGAAGAGCUUAAUGGUGCCAGGCCCAGGAGUACCUGUGUGACAAUGAAGCUGCUCCAGGCUCAGGCUGCCAAGCAGAGUGAUGCACCAGGGGCGGCCUCCAUGCCCCCCCCCCCCAGAAUGAGACCACUGGAUCCCCAGAGGGCCAUGCAGAGCAGGCCUGGCCCAGGAGAGCUCCAGGGUACUUGGCGCUGCCACCGCGGGGCAAGGACGCGUUGCUUCAAAGAAAUCACUUGGCAAGAGCCUCAUCCCCCCUCAUCCCGGUGCCCCAUUUUGCAGCAACAGCAGGACCACGUCAUGGGAUUCUCCACACUCCGGGAAAGCCCAGCUGCCCCCUACUGCCCAGCAUCAGCACAAUAUACGGUGCUAUACAUGGUCCCGGGCACGGAAGGUCUCCGCUCCUGGCGCAGGGACACAGUCCUGACUCCUUGCCGCUGCUGCCAUUUUGUAUCCACCAGCCAGCCAGCAAUUCCCUCUUAGGACAGUCCCGAGAGACUCGGGGUCAUUCGCUGUUUGGUGCGGUUCCUUUGUGGAGGGAAGCCGCCCUGUGCUGCUAUAUUUCAGCAAUAGCCACAUUCUCCUGCAUGUCGGCCAGGAUGAGCAAACUAGUCAGUGUUAGAAGCACAGCCCCUGCUUAGAGAAGUCGGCCAGCGUGGGUGGCUACAGAAGGAGGGUUGUGGCUUCCGCCAUCCCCAGUCUGUAGUUUUGACAAGCCUAAGUGGAUCAAGGCCAGGCCAGGACCCAAAUUGCCUCCCCAGGCCCGUGCUGAGCUGGCAGUGGGGCACUGGACUUGAUAAAAAAGGGUGAGUUAGGAAGUUAUGCCCAAAGAAGUGGGCAGAGCUGCCAUCGCUAGGCACACACAAGUUUGGCAUUUCCCAGCAUCGGAAGGGCCCUUCCUCUGGACUGCAAUAACGACCGACACUCCCCAGAAAAGGGUCUGCUAGCCAUAUCUGCCCCCACCCGUCAGGAGCAGCCUCAGGAGCUCCGGUGCUCCGCUUGAGAUCUGCGCACAUUCCCAAGCAAGGCGAGAGGCCUGCUUCUGGCAACCUCUGCUUGGGAAGUCUGGUGAUGGCUGAGCAGAGGGGCUUGUACACCUAGGGACAGAGACCAGCUUCUCUCCAGCUUUGGAGAGCAGCUCAGUAAAAGCUCCCCGAGGCCUCCCUCCCUUCACCAGCCCUGCUCCACUUUGUGCUCCAAUUCAGGCCCUGGGAAGCCACCAACCACGGCCACUUCUCCCUU